Colossoma macropomum (tambaqui) is the source of this 1326-nucleotide messenger RNA. RefSeq names its product reprimo, TP53 dependent G2 arrest mediator candidate a (gene rprma). The record is from RefSeq and is a predicted model, not a curated record. Bases 162 to 479 code for a protein of 105 amino acids. The transcript has a single exon. Lineage: Eukaryota; Metazoa; Chordata; Actinopteri; Characiformes; Serrasalmidae.
UCAUGCUCUCAGAAGAUCUUCUCUGAAGCUCUGUCCGGCUGACUCUCCAUCACUUUACUCCACUUCUUCUGCACUUUUUCACCUGAUUCGGAACUCGAGGAUUGCGCUCAGGCAGCCGGCACACUUUGAGACCCUCUGGGUGUGUUUCUCUCUCUCUCAUCAUGAACUCCUCCGCGCUCAACCAGACGGACGGCGGUGGCGCGUUUCCCAACCGGAGCGCGGAUGUGUUCGCCUGCUGUAAUUUCUCCUCGGUGGUGACGGACGAGGGCUUCUCGGCCACAGCGCCGGACGAGCGGACUCUCUUCGUCAUGCGCGUGGUCCAGAUCGCCGUCAUGUGCGUGCUCUCGCUCACCGUGGUCUUCGGCAUCUUCUUCCUCGGCUGCAACCUGCUCAUCAAGUCGGAGGGCAUGAUCAACUUUCUGGUGACGGACCGGAGGCCGUCCAAAGAGGUGGAGGCGGUCAUAGUGGGCGCCUAUUAGCACCACCUGCCCUUCACCAGGGGGCAGUUACGCACGGGCACGGGGGCAGGGCAGCGGCUCGUUCUGCCCCGCGACUCGCCCCUACGGUCCCGUCCUAGUGAAGACGGAGGAAGUGCGGGACUCGCCGUCUGUCUCUCUGUCUGUCUGUCUGUCUGUCUGUGCACGCAGAGCGGCUGUCAGAUCUGUGUCUCCGUGAGCGCGCACGGACUUCAGCGCCAGUGUCCACCAGGCAGCGGGAAACAACACAAACUCCUUAAGAUGACCACCUGAAGGGUUAGAUUUCCCUUAUGAAAAGUUAAAUGAAUGUGUAGGUACUAUCUUAGAGUUUUCCUGCAUCAACAGUUUCACAUAAACGUCCAGUUGUUGCUAACUGUGGAGGUGGUCAGCUCGCCGUGACCGCUGACUGUGCUGAUACCUUCAGUUAAAGAAAUAAAACCAAAUCACGCACAAUUUAGUGUGAUAUUUAGUUUUAAUGGUUUGGUAAACGUUCUUCACCAUCUGUCUGUCUCACAUCAGGAAAACCCAAGCAGAGAUGGUUUAUGACGUGCGGCGAGCUGAAAGAAAUCAUUAAAGAUCACCAUUAAAAUGAGUUUGAGGGAUUUAUUUACGCAGCUCACUCACUUUUAAAUCACUUAAGGGUUUUUAGGGGGUUUUGUGCAGCUGCGGAAGUCAGUGAUGUGCAGUGUUUCUUGUGCAGGUUCAGGCGGAGCUGAGUUAAGGGUCCGCUGCAGUGCUGCGCUUCUGGACUCUUCAUUAUUUGGUGAAGGCGCACUGCAAAGACGGACGCGCUGUUUGUUUCGUAUCUAUAAUGUAUCAUGUUUGAUGUAAUAAAUUAAAUAUUGGACAU